GCUUCUGCCAAGCUGGCAACAUCUUUAAAGGAUUAUCAAAGACCAAAUAUUUAAAAUCUGCUGACUUAAUUGAUAAUACAUAAGAGUGCCUAACAACAUGAUAAAGGUGAAAAAAGAUUCAAGCAGUUUGUGCUGUGAGCCUGAGCGGCACCUUAAGGAACUGCAGUUGAUUUCUGAAGACGGAAAACAAAAUAUAAGAACUCCAAAUCAUGUUCCGGAAAUAAGGAUUUGCACUUGUGAAGAUUCAAUAGAGUCAAUGUCGAACAAUAUCUAUUCAAUGCCGCGGCGGACUGAACAAAUGUUGCAGUCGCCAUUGCACAGAAAUAUGCGAUCAGCUCCUAUGCGGUUCAAAGAAUCCAAGAACAUCUAUUCGGAGCCGCGUCGAAAUAGGGAAUUGCAAAAGUCGCCAUUGCAUAGGGAUCUGCAAUCACCUUCUUUGCCGUCUGAAGAUUCGGAGAAUAGAGAACUGUUACCCAAAAGAAUAGAACCCAAAAACAUCUAUUCGAAGCCACGGCGAAUUAUAGAAUUGUUAGAGUCACCAUUGCAUAGAGAUAUGCGAUCAGCUUAUAUGCGGCUCGAAGAAUCCAAGAACAUUUACUCUGAGCCACGGCGAAUUAAGGAAUUGCUAAAGUCACCAAUGCAUAGCGAUAUGCGAUCAUCUUUCAUAAGUCUCGAAAAUGUAUCGAACAAUAUAUAUUCGGAGCCGCGUCGCACUAAAGAAAUGAUGAAGUCACCACUGCACAGACUCAACCCCGUAGAAGAAUCCAUAAAUCGCCACUCAAAGCCGCAUCUCGUUAAGAAGCUGUUUAAGUCGCCUUUGCACAGUGCCAGCAGCUCAACUUCCAUAAUGCUUCAAGAGAAAUCCAAGUCACAUCAUGAGAAAGAUUUGCAGCAGUCAUUAAUACACAUAGACUCUUCAAAACCAUCUGGUGAAUCGAAGAACACAUAUUCACAGCCACGACGAAUAAGAGAAUUGCUACUGUCUCCAAUGCCCAGAGAUGGGCUGCUUAAAAAAUCAUCGCAGUGUGUCAACUCGAAGUCAGAAUUGCAGCAUUCCAAAUGCCAUAAAGAUGUUCGUCCAGUAGGACACAAGCUGCAAUUCAGGGAGCAAUCUAUGAAUACAGUUUUGGAACGCAUUGCAAAUUAUUUCCAACAAAUAACUGCCUUUCAAGAAAUCUCACAACGAAAAAUACAGCAAAUGGGUGUGCAAGACUUUAUAAACAUAAUUGGUCAUCUACUGGCCAACACCGGGACUCUUUCGAAACCGCUGGAUAAAUCCAAUUAUAUAGUGCAAACGAUUAAUGCGAUGGAGCAGCUUAAUUAUCCACAUAAAGUACGAAAAUCAUGGCUAUUGAUGCCCUGUGCAUCCUUGCAACAUGUUCUGGAGAUGCUCAACUUUUUGACAGAUCUUCUGCCAAUGGAAUAGA
Molecule: messenger RNA, 1427 nt
Organism: Drosophila innubila
Lineage: Eukaryota; Metazoa; Arthropoda; Insecta; Diptera; Drosophilidae
Gene: Kebab
Product: kinetochore and Eb1-associated basic protein
Exons: 2
Coding region: 98-1426 (442 amino acids)
Biological process (GO): attachment of mitotic spindle microtubules to kinetochore
Cellular component (GO): Ndc80 complex
Source: RefSeq, a predicted model, not a curated record